Messenger RNA from Lates calcarifer (barramundi perch), 6404 nucleotides. Its product is annotated as whirlin. Gene Ontology annotation, cellular component: plasma membrane; stereocilium tip; stereocilia ankle link complex. Lineage: Eukaryota; Metazoa; Chordata; Actinopteri; Centropomidae. The transcript has 13 exons. Gene Ontology annotation, molecular function: protein binding. The record is from RefSeq and is a predicted model, not a curated record. Gene Ontology annotation, biological process: sensory perception of sound; auditory receptor cell stereocilium organization. The coding region runs from base 375 to 3323 and encodes 982 amino acids.
UUAAGUUGUCCAGAUAAAUUCCAGCUGAACAGGGAUUUGCCUGCUUUUGUUCAGGAAAUUAUCAACUAAAAUUUGUGAAUUCUGACAUUUCACCGGUUUGUGUGUUUUUUUGUAGUUCAACUCAAGCUAUUCCUGCUUCCACUCAACGGUGUAUGACAUCACCCAAUGCCUUACCAAAAAUAAUCAUUUAAAUAAGGGUAAAUAGUGUUGUCAGUUUCUAAGCAACACGUACACACAUACACACAGCACACACACACACCUGCGUCACUUCCUAUACACAGAGGAUCUGAGAGCCUUCAAUUCUGCACACCCAGCCAGUUGCGCACAGAAACCCGGCACACUCCGGAGUUUGUUUGAGGACAGAAUAAACACGGAUGAGCGCUGACCUGGAGCGCGUGUCGCUCAACACAUCUGUGAACUCGGCCGGCUCGGGCGGCCGUGCGCUCUCGGCAAACGUCCGGAGGCUCCACAACGCUCUCAACUUGCUGCUCAGCGACUUGGAGAGAGAGCAUUUCAUCCACUGUCUCAAUGUAUACCACGCGAAGCGCAACGUUUUCGACCUGGUCCAGACUCUCAAAGUGAUUCUAAACACGCCCGGCAAACGACAGCUGCUGCCAAUGCUGCGCCUGGUCAUCCCGAGGUCUGACCAGCUGCUGUUCGACCAGUACACUUCAGAGGGACUCUAUCUGAAGACAGACCUGCUCCUCGGCAACGGCAGCGCAGAGGGCUUUGAAGAUGAAGAUGACUCAGCUUUGCAAACAUAUGUCAGUUCCAUCCAUGAGCAGCCCCUUAUGCCGGGCUGUCCGGACGGUUUCAGCGGUUCGGCCGAACAAUCGGCUUCCACGGUCUCGGCGUUUCACGACGGCUUCUUUGGAGAGGUGCGCAAAGUCACCCUGAGACGCUCAAGGAGUCACGAAGGUCUGGGCUUCAGCAUCCGUGGUGGUUCGGAGCACGGCGUGGGGAUCUAUGUGUCUCUAGUGGAACCAGGCUCAUCGGCCGAGAGAGAAGGACUGAGGGUCGGGGACCAGAUAAUGUCCGUGAACGACAUGACGUUCAACUGUGUCACUCACAUAGACGCAGUGAAGGUUCUGAAGGGAUGCAAGAAGUUGGUGCUGUCAGUGUGCUCUAUGGGCCGGAUCCCUGGAGGCUACGUUACCAAUCACAUGUACAGUUGGGUGGACCCUCAGGGCCUGAGUGUCUCCCCACCACCUGACAUCCAUGAAGCAAACCAGAGGCAAGGGCCCGGCAUGGAGGAGAGGAUGGUAAACCUGAAUAUGGAUGAUGGUCGCUGUCUGGGCCUAAUGAUCAGGGGUGGUGCUGAGUAUGGGUUGGGGAUCUACAUCACUGGAGUGGACCCUGGAUCUGCUGCAGAUGCUGGUGCACUAAAGGUGGGUGACCAGAUCCUGGAAGUGAACGGUCAGAGCUUUGUCACCAUCUGCCACGAUGAGGCAGUUCACAUCCUCAAAACAGGACGCCACCUACUGAUAAAGGUGAGGGAUGUGGGUCGUCUGCCUCAUGCACGCACAGUGGUGGAUGAGACCAAAUGGAUCACCAGUCAGGGCAUUGCUGAGAGCAGCGCUACAGCUAUCCCAAGUUCUGUCACCAACCCUACUGUCAAUGCUGGUAUCCACACUAGCAUCAGUGCCAGUACCUGCAGUACAAGACCAUCCUCAGCCAGAGCUGCACAUGUAUUAGGACAGUCUGCAGUACACAAAGGUGUUGGUCCACCAGGUGUUCAGGUGUCUCUGGAGCAGCAGGCCUACAUGCUGUUGACGGAGCCAGAGAGGAAGACCAUGGCCUACUACCUGCAGGAGUACCAGGAUCAACACAUAGGAGUGGAACCACUGGCCAUGGCUCUGUUUGAGCUCUUCAACACACAUGCAAAGCUGUCCAUGUUGUCUGAAGUGAGGAGUCUGGUGGCUCCCCAGGAUCUGGAGUUGUACGACAGGCUGGUGUUGCACCGUGAGAGUGAGGCCCACCAGAUCUGGCAUGGGGGCCUAGGAGCGCUGCAUCCACAGGGCCACUGCAACCACACAGGCUCUGUGAUCCGUGAUGCAGGACACACUGUCCCUGCCAGGACUGAUGGCUGUGUUGGUGGCUGGACAGAAAGAGAACAGGAGGAGAACACUAAAGCUUUACAAAACAUUGCACUGGAUGAAAUGCAGGCUUCAGGUCAGUCUCCUCCACUGUUAAGGGGUGCUCCUCUCCAGGACCAGAGCAGACCGUCCAGGGAGAAGGAGCUCAGCCGGAAGCCAGAAGCCCGGCUGGUGCAGCCCAGCUCCAGCCUACUCUUCACUGGUCCAACCCAGCAGGAUUGCCUCCACAAGUCCCUCAAAUCCCUUCCCACCACCCACCAGCCCUCCCCAGCCUCUGUUCACCACACUUCCCUCAAUGCACUCCAUCACACCUGCCAGACUUUCUUCCACCUCUCUGACUCAGAACACCUCAACCACGCCCACUUUGCUCAUCACCUCCAAAACCAUCCUGCCCACCACAAUAGACCCAGUUCAGGACACCACACCUGCCCAGGCUUCAUACACCACUGGGACUUCUCCAGCACUGCUAAAUCACAGGGAUCUGUCAAGGUCUCUUCCAGAUCCAGCUCCUAUGAGAAGUCCUCCAUCUUGUCAAAGUCUGUGCCCACUUCCAAAGUGGCAUCUCCCAUGCCAUCCCCUCAUCCAUCACCUCAUCCCUCGCCAUGUCCCUCCCCCUGCCCCUCUCUCAUUACACCUGCUGCUCCACCCUGUAGUCCUGACCGGCACUGCUCACCUGCCCUUACUCAAAAAGUGAUCAUAACAGACAUGAACCGGUUAUCUGCAGACUCCAGAGCACAGCAAAAAGGGGGUACACUGUCCCAGCUAUCAGACAGUGGCCAGACUCUGAGUGAGGACAGCGGGGUGGAUAUAGCUGAGGCAGGAGGCCUCAGUAGAGAUGGCAGCCCUCGACCCUGCAAGAACCAGAAAAGCCAUCUGGAACAGCCAGUGGCACAUGUGCCUCUUCCAGGGGCCACCAGACAAACUGGCUCACCGGUCCCCGUGCCCACUGCUACCCUGGUACGAGUGGUGAAAAAUGCCAACACCCUUGGCAUCGCUAUUGAGGGGGGAGCCAAUACACGCCAACCUUUGCCACGCAUAGUUACCAUUCAGAAAGGAGGCUCGGCUCAUAACUGUGAGCAGCUGAAGGUGGGUCAGGUCAUCCUGGAGGUCAACGGCAUUCCCCUGAGAGGUCGGGAGCACAAGGAUGUUGCCCGGAUCAUCGCUGAGGCCUUCAAGACCAAAGACAAGGACCACAUUGACCUCCUGGUGACUGAGCCAAGAAUAUGAUAGACUUUAUGAAGACUUUGCACUUUAUGCAGCUUGAUUUAAGAGGACACUGUUUUACUGCUUUGAGGGAGCCAUAUGAACUCCACAUGAUGUUGUCCUGUAAUCAUGGCUCUCUUUUUAAUUUCAGUGUUGAAUGCACUCAACAGAGGUUUGCACUAUUUAAAUUCAGAAAAAAUAUAUUACAUUAAUAUUUGCGAUACUUGGGUCAGAUAUUUGCAUUUGUCCCUUUAGUUAAUUCUUAUUUAUUAGUGUUCAAACCCUGAACAUCACUAUAUAUUUCAUCAGGAGGAUGGCUAGUGCUCAUAGUGUGCUUGUUACAUCAAACAAUAUUAACAGCCAGUCAUAUUACGGUCAGUCAAGGGAGUUGUCAGUUGUCCUGUAUUUUUUAUUCUUCACACAAUAGCUGUGGAAACAGAGCCCUUCUGGAGGCCAGCGUACUCUCUGAAAGGAUAAUUUGGAUUAUUACAGCAAGGAUCUUUGUAGUUUAGUUUUCAUUUCUAUCAGUGAAAAUAACAUUGUAAUCCCGGGGUUAAAUAUGUAAAAAUGUAAACAUGAGGUCAGUCAGGGAAUAAAAGAUGACCAGGCAGGUUGAAAAGAAACAAACAGUAUAGCCACUCUAGCUACUACUAAAUUUGGAGAUUAAAUGGAAGUGAACACAUCAGAAACAAUAGUAAAAAAUGUGUAUUGCAUUGGAAAACAAAUGUUCAUCCAAUGAACAAAUCCCCUUGUUUUAGUGAGAAAAUUUAAAAUUUCCCAAACUGUGUUGUAAACAGUUUACAUUCCAUUGCAUUAUCUAUAUACCACUCAUCCUUAAAGGUCAUGGGGUGGCCAGAGCCAGUCCCAGCCAGCACUGCACAAGAGGCGGGUCACCACAAGUCAAUACUGUACUGCAAGAUCAGAUACUGGGAUGGAAAGCAAAUAUCCUAUCUGUGAACAUCUCACAUAUAUGUUCACUGUCAACAUUUUUUCAAUAUUUACAACUUGCCAAAUUCAUAAAUUAACAAUAUAUACUAAUUACAUUGAUAGAAAACAUAAUUAUGUCAUAGUUACAUUUGGUGUAACCUAAAACUUAAUUUCCAGCAGAGAGGAUACAAGAGAGAAGACAAGAAGCAAGCAGAGACAAAUGAACUAACUGUAGUGAUGAAAUAAGACCUCUGGUUAAAGUGUAAAUUAAAAUAUCAACCUAGCUAACAUCAGCUAACUUCCCCUGAUAAAUGGGUGCCUACUGUAUGUAGUUACUUAGUUACUGAAAUUGAAUGUUAGUUUCCCUCUGUUCACUGCUCACUUUUCCAUUGGGCUUAGAAAAUACCCUUAGACCUCAGAGGGUGAAAAUAAUGAUGAAGCAGACAACAUGUAAAAUCAUAAAAAGAGAGGCCAAUCAGCAAGUGGAGAAUGAAACACUAGUUUGUAUGUCAUAAGACAUAGUAGGAAAUGUCCAAUGCAAUCAAUACAAAACAAAAACAUGGUAUACACAUAAUUUGUGCAAGGAAUUAAAACAUGAUCAGGUAGAUUAUUACAGGAGAUCAUGAUAAGACCACGACUAUGUGAACCUUAGAACCCUAAUGGAGGUAGGAAUUACUGUGUUUUGGUGACUUUUGCCUCUGCUGCUUUAAUGCAAUGACUCCUUUUUGACCCCAUCUCCUGUGAGUCCCUGUGACAACUUAUGACACUAGAACACUAAAUCGAUGGAAUGCCCUUUAUAAAACCAUUUACUGUAUUUAUACUUUGUUUUAUAGGACAACAAAGGUCCAACUGAUUGCUUUGACUUCAUAUGAUCUACAGCAUGAAUUUAUUUCAUAAUCAGUUUUAACCCAGGCUCAGGGCAACCACAUAAAUGCACUAUAGCUGAUUUACCAGAAGCAUGUUGUUGCCUACAGUAGAGUAUUGUUAACUACAAACUCAGCUGUAGAAAGGGGCAGAACCAUCAGUUAUAGAUGUGGCUUGCAUUUGGUCUGUUCCUUUAAAUGCAUUUGCUUGUUCCAUAAGCCUGAUACAUAUUUUAGUAUCUGUUGUUUUAAUAACUGUAACCAUAAUCCAAAGUAGUACACUAGUGUCAAGUAAUCAAAAUUGAGAGAAUAUUAGUACAUGCUUUCAAAAUUGUAUUUUAUGCCAACUGUAUUUAUGAAGGUUAUAUUAUAUUUUUGUAAUCUAAUGACAUGAUCCCACUACAGUGAGACAAUAGCAGUUACUAGAGUAACAUAGGAGCUUAGUGAUAAGAUGUAUGAGUAAUACAACACUAAAUUAUCUGGAUUCAAGGAUAACAUAUUAGUGAUAAUACUGUACUAUUUUAAUGAGUGUAAAUGAGAUUAUGUUUUUUGUUUUUGCAAACUGUUCAAAAAUGAUAAAGCUUGUACAGAAAAGGCUGCACACAGACUAAUAGAGCUGUAUAUACAGUAAAUGGUGACAGGCUGCAGAAAUAUGAAACACAAUUAUGUAACUCCUUUGUGGUUUAUGUAAAUACUGACAUCUCUUGUGUGUUUCCAUUCCCAUGUCCUAUCAUAGCUGUCUUAGCACAAAAAUAUCCUUCAGAGCAAGUCACUUACUCUACUAUUGGUUCUUACUAUCUUUUUUCAAAUGAAAUAUUACAAAUAUUCCCCAAAGUAAUUUCCUGUAGAUACAAUAAAAAGUGAUAAAAAUAAAUAACUAAAUAAAUAAAGGAUAUGUGUUAUGUUACUUUGAUGUAAAGACAAAAGCUGACAAGAAAUGUUUUGUUUGUUUGUUUACUUUUUCAGCUGUGUAGGUGUGUAGAUUCACAUGACUCAUGGCUUGUUAAGGUAUAAAAAGGCUCAGAGAAGGAAACAGAGAGCUCAGAUUUCUUUGAGAUGGGGCAGAAUUGUAACAGGUGUAGUGAUUCUGUGUCAGCUGUCGAAGGGCUGUUGAGUUGACUCUUUUACACUUUUUGAGUGAUAUUGAUAUUCUGUGUUUUUUUUUUUUUUUUCUUUCUGACAACAAACCCCAUGUGUAGAUCCAAAUCAACAAUGAAUGUAUCCUACUGGAAAGUGUUUUGUAUGAAUCCAAAGCCAGAUAUAUCCUAUUCCUCUGUGCCAUAGAGCUCCAUUAAAAAGACAUCAGUGAGCCACA